GGCCAGCAUUGGGACUUUGGCCCUUGUUCUGCAGUCGAUUACUUCACUGUCUAAGCUACAUUUGUUUAUAAUAUUUUUUUUCUGGCAUGGACGAAACUAGCCCGCUAGUUUCCCCUCUCCGGGAUUCUUCCGAUUUUAGCUACUGUCCCACCGAACCUACAAGUCCCCGGGGCGGAUUUGGAGGGACGCCGGGUUCGGUGGUACGAGUCCCGGCUGGUAGCCCUGGACGCAGCCGGGAGCGACAGCCACUACUUGACCGGGACAGAGGAGGCUCUCCACGAGAUCCCCAUAGGAACGAGUUCCCCGAAGAUCCGGAGUUUAGGGAGAUCAUCCGGAAAGCAGAGCGUGCUAUUGAGGAGGGGAUUUUCCCAGAAAGAAUUUAUCAGGGAUCCAGUGGCAGCUAUUUUGUCAAAGAUUCACAAGGGAAGAUCAUCGGCGUUUUCAAGCCCAAGAACGAGGAGCCGUACGGCCAGCUGAACCCCAAGUGGACCAAGUGGUUGCAGAAGCUCUGCUGUCCCUGCUGCUUCGGGAGGGACUGCCUGGUGCUGAACCAGGGCUACCUGUCCGAGGCCGGGGCCAGCCUGGUGGACCAGAAACUGGAGCUCAACAUUGUUCCCAGGACCAAGGUGGUGUACCUGGCCAGUGAGACGUUCAACUACAGUGCCAUCGACAGGGUCAAGUCCCGUGGCAAGAGGCUGGCCCUGGAGAAGGUGCCAAAAGUGGGCCAGCGCUUCCACAGAAUAGGGCUUCCACCUAAGGUGGGGUCAUUCCAGUUAUUUGUUGACGGGUACAAAGACGCAGACUACUGGCUGCGGCGAUUCGAGGCAGAUCCACUCCCUGAAAACACUAACAGACAACUGCAGCUCCAGUUCGAGAGGCUAGUGGUUCUGGAUUACAUCAUCCGAAACACAGAUCGAGGUAAUGACAAUUGGCUGAUCAAGUAUGACUGUCCAAUGGAUGCUGGAGGGAACAGGGACACAGACUGGGUGGUGGUCAAGGAGCCCAUCAUUAAACUGGCAGCCAUAGACAACGGUCUGGCCUUCCCUCUCAAGCACCCGGACUCGUGGAGAGCCUAUCCCUUUUACUGGGCCUGGCUUGCUCAGGCCAAAGUUCCCUUCUCUCAAGAGAUCAGGGACCUCGUCCUGCCCAAACUCUCAGACCCCAAUUUCAUCAAGGACCUCGAGGAGGAUCUCUACGAGCUGUUUAAGAAAGACCCGGGUUUCGACAGGGGACAGUUCCACAAACAGAUCGCAGUGAUGAGAGGACAGAUCCUGAACCUGAGCCAGGCGCUGAAGGAUGGGAAGACGCCCCUGCAGCUGGUGCAGAUGCCGCCCGUGAUCGUGGAGACGGCGCGGGCCCCGCAACGUGCCAACAGCGAGUCCUACACACAGAGCUUCCAGAGCCGGCGGCCCUUCUUCACCUGGUGGUAGAGCAGGGCAUGCUGGGAGCUCUCGCGUGCAGGGUCCACAGCAUAAAAACAGUGUAAGGAGAGGAAGGGAGGGAGGGAGAGAGGGAGAAGACAGAGGCGUUCUCUUCCCCUUUCCACCAGCGUCUCUGUAGGAUGGGGUGCGCAAACCCGAGGACCACUCCUCCUCCACUUUCAGUGCCUUCUGCUGUCUAAAAGGAGGGGGGGGAGAAGGAAUUAUGGGAAAACCUCCUUUCCUCAUAGCUUUCAUAUGAUUGCCCAUCCCCUUCCCCUGACUACCACACCCCCUCUCUCUGAUUUUUGCAGCGGCCUAACAGGGCCUGUUUACAUUCCCGAAGACCUACCGGUUGUUAAGCAAUGCAUGUUUAUGGACCGUUCCGACAUAGCGACGGGGGCGGGGAGGGGUCAGAGAACAUUUCAUCCACCUGCUGCCUGUGAGAAAUGCAUCAUGGGACCAGAGAGGCUGGGGGCAGGGAAACAAAACUGCAAGCAGCCAGGAGUUUGAUUUCGAUCCUCUUGAGUUUUAAACCCUUCCAAAAUCCGUCUUGGGCAUAUAGGACCUGAAUAAUUUUGGGAAGCCUGAGCCAACAGGACUCCCCCCUCACGCUUUUGGCCAGGAUGGCUUAAGGAUCCUGGAAGCCCCUCCGUCCCAAGCCACAGAGGGCUGCACAUGACCUCUCACCUCUGGCCUAAUGCGGGAUGUCAGUGGGGUGCAAGACCCCCCCAUACGGACUCAAUAACCAUAUGCCUGCCUGUCUUGGCUGCCAGCAACCAAUCUGCUGCUUUAAAACUGGACCAGAUUCUGUGGUUUUCCUUUUUGUUUUUUUGGUUUGUUUGUUUGUAUUUCCCCUACAACUUCUGAUAUCAGUCUCUUAUGUGCUUGCAGACUAUUGGUGUAAAUGAUGAUGCCCUUAUCAUUUGCAUGGGUGGCUAGCAGCUGACACAGGGGGCCAUGGGUCCUGUCAAAGAAGGAAUGUUUCUGACCCCCGGGUUCCAAUGUGAGACAUAAAGAAAA
Messenger RNA from Megalops cyprinoides (Indo-Pacific tarpon), 2441 nucleotides. Its product is annotated as phosphatidylinositol 4-kinase type 2-alpha. Gene Ontology annotation, biological process: phosphatidylinositol phosphate biosynthetic process; Golgi organization; endosome organization. NCBI's taxonomy places the organism in Eukaryota, Metazoa, Chordata, Actinopteri, Elopiformes, Megalopidae. The transcript has 9 exons. Gene Ontology annotation, cellular component: lysosomal membrane; plasma membrane; endosome. The coding region runs from base 87 to 1430 and encodes 447 amino acids. The record is from RefSeq and is a predicted model, not a curated record. Gene Ontology annotation, molecular function: 1-phosphatidylinositol 4-kinase activity.